AUGGUCAAGGUUGAUGUGCCGCCGCUGAGCAGCCCUCCGCCGAGGCAGGAGGCAGCCUCUUCGGGAAGGAGGGCGAUGGAGCUCAACUGUUUAACACUACAAGACCUGAUCAGCCCCAGGCAGCCCAGGCUAGAAUUUGCGAUUGAAGAUGGGGAAAGUGCACAAAAGGAAAAUAUAUUUGUUGAUCGAUCCAGGAUGGCCCCAAAGACACCAAUGAAAAAUGAACCCAUUGAUUUAUCGAAGCAAAGAACCUACACACCCGAAAGAAAUCCAAUUACACCAGUUAAACUUGCUGACAGACCUCAGGCAGAACCCUGGACCCCUACAGCUAACCUGAAGAUGCUCAUUAGUGCUGCUAGUCCUGACAUGAGGGACCGGGAAAAGAAGAAGGAGCUGUUCAGACCAAUUGAAAACAAGGAUGAGGCAUUCUCAGAUUCACUACAGCUCGAUGCUGUUGGGGAUGGCCCUGUGGAUGAAUUUAAAAAGCAGCUGACGAGCAGAAAGCAGAAGAGUUUAGGACUCCUAUGCCAAAAGUUUCUGGCUCGCUAUCCAAGUUACCCCUUGUCCACUGAGAAAACGACAAUAUCCCUGGACGAAGUGGCAGCCAGUCUGGGUGUUGAACGGAGGCGCAUCUAUGACAUCGUGAAUGUGUUGGAGUCCCUGCAUAUGGUUAGCCGAGUGGCCAAAAAUCAAUAUGGCUGGCAUGGACGGCAUGGCCUCCAGAAAACCUUGAAGAACCUCCAGAGACUAGGAGAGGAACAGAAAUAUGAAGAACAGAUGGCCUAUUUUCACCAAAAGGAGCUCGACCUAGCAGAGUAUAAAUUUGGAGAGCGUAAAAGGGAGGGUUUCCUAGAUUCCCAGGACCAACACUUACUGGAUUUCUCUGAGCCUGAUUGUACCUCUGCAUCUGCAAACAGCAGGAAGGACAAAUCUUUGCGACUUAUGAGCCAGAAGUUUGUCAUGCUGUUCCUUGUCUCCAAGACUAAGAUAGUCACCCUAGACGUCGCUGCCAAGAUACUGAUAGAAGAGAGCCAGGACGUGAUUGAUCAUAGCAAGUUUAAAACAAAGGUUCGGAGGCUGUAUGACAUUGCCAAUGUUCUGACCAGCCUGGUGCUAAUUAAGAAAGUUCACGUGACAGAAGAGCGAGGUCGGAAGCCAGCAUUCAAGUGGAUUGGUCCUGUGGAUUUCAGCACAGAAAAUGGUGAACAGUUCAUAGAUGUUUCAACAUCUGCUCUACCGGAACUGAAAACAGAGCCAUGCUCUCCUUUUCAGCCCUGUGUGAAGCAGAGACUCACCCGCCACAGCUCUUUCAAUGUGAUUCCCACUUCAGACAGGAUCAAGAAGAAAGUGAGCUCAGAACCCAACAGCCCUCGCCGAGGAGAGCAAGGUUCAGAUGAGUAUUGCUCAAAAAUAGUCAACCUGGCAGCUGCCUACAGGCAGAAAGUAGAUGAAGAUUCACAGAAUCAGCAAUGUAUCAGUAAAAAGAUGAUGCAUUCGUCAGGCAAGCUCGACCCUGUUGCUCCUUUCCCAGGUCAUCCUCAGGACUCAGAAUAUUGCUUUCAUCCAUUAUCCCACCAAGUAUUUUCUGUUGCCCCAGCAGACCUGUCACCAGUCCAUCUACAGAAUGGUCUCGAUGGACAUGUAGCUCUUGUACCUACUCCCACCGCCUCCAAAGCAGAAAGCUUGAAGUCCACUAUGCUCCCCAAUCAGCCUUUGGUCUAUGUUCCCUCUGCUUCUCUCUUCAUGCUGUAUGGAAACCUCCAGGAAGGCCACCCCAAACCAGAAAAGGGCCAUGAGACCCCUGAGGUGGCACAGACCUCCUCCUGCUCCACAGAACUGUCAGCCCUGCCCCUUGUGAACUCCCACAAGCGUAGGCCUCAGGAAGCUCAGGAGCCAGCUGCUAAGAGACAGAAUACAGAAAUUGAGGAUGGCCCACUCUCAUUGGUGCUGCCCAAGAAACUCACAGACCCCACUGAUGUUGCUUCUCCCAGGAGUGUUGGUAGUGUAGAUACCAUGCCCUUAGAAGCUUUUCAGGGGUUCUCAGAAAUGCCACUUGCCGAGGAGGCAGCAAGAAAAACUACAAUCCAGUGCCUAGCUACCCCUGAGAGGAGGAAUCCUUUGAGAAAUGCAGACAUUGAAAAGACUUCAAAAGAAAGAGAAAACCUCUCUGAAGAAAACACCAAAGAUCGGUCUCAGCCACAAUAUCUUUAUGUGCAGUCCGCGCCUGGAUUAAAUGGUUUUAAUUUCCUGCUGCCUGCCCACCAAGCUGCCAAUGCUGUUGGACCAUCUCCAAGUCAGUUGACUUCUCUCCAUGUUCCAUGCAUGGUUGUGCCAUCUACAGCCCUGGCCCCAAUGCCUUUUUUCUAUUCUCCGGCAAUCAACAGUCCAGUGCCUUCUUCUGGCCCAGUGAAUUUUGGCUUGCCAGGCCUCAGAUCAUCAAGUCAGCUUCUCGUUGGCACCAGCAUGGUUAAUCCAAAGACAACAAAAGCCUCUUCCACGGAACCACAACAUCCAGGCCAGUCUCCAGUUCACUUAAGCCCUGGGGUGUCCAGAUCCCAUAAUACAAUCACGCCAGAUUCCCCUAUUUGCAUGGGUCACCCAGUAACAAUUAUGAAAUUACCCCAGUCACCGGGUCCAGUGACACCCAAGAGUAUCCGACCACCAUACAGCGAGACCUUCUUCAAAACUCCUGGCAGCCUUGGAGAACCUGUGGCUUGGAGAAAGAUCGAAGGGAGUCAAAGAAAUUUAAGCUCUGCCCAGAGGAGACUACAGAUAUCCAGUGGCAGCACUGAUUAA
Messenger RNA from Trichosurus vulpecula (common brushtail), 2796 nucleotides. It is a transcript of the gene E2F7, whose product is annotated as E2F transcription factor 7. NCBI's taxonomy places the organism in Eukaryota, Metazoa, Chordata, Mammalia, Diprotodontia, Phalangeridae. Gene Ontology annotation, molecular function: DNA-binding transcription factor activity, RNA polymerase II-specific; RNA polymerase II cis-regulatory region sequence-specific DNA binding. The record is from RefSeq and is a predicted model, not a curated record. The transcript has 13 exons. Gene Ontology annotation, biological process: regulation of transcription by RNA polymerase II. Gene Ontology annotation, cellular component: RNA polymerase II transcription regulator complex. The coding region runs from base 1 to 2796 and encodes 931 amino acids.